GAAGGGGUUGUCGCUCGCGGCACAUCACUCAGGCCGCGGCGUCGAUGGGACGGUGCGUACUGUCCAUGGAAGGAGGGGGCCUCCCGCACGGCUCGACUGCCCUCGGGCAGUGCGCCUCUGCGGAGGACGUGGUCUUCUGGAGGCCCUUCGCGCCAGCCGUCGACCUGCACGGCUACUCGGAUUCGCGUCUCCACAGAAGCACCGUUGACGAGGCGCCGCGGCCACCUGACGCUUGCUGCCGUCCGACCGCGGGCCUGGCUCCGUCUCCCAAUUCGGCGUUCCGUCCGGUCAGGGUCAAGCGCCUCCAGUGCUCUUAUGGCAUCCCCUUCCUCAACAACGGAGAGCUCGUGGGCCACCUCCGAGUGCACACAGGCGACCGGCCGUACAAGUGCGAGGCGUGCGAGCGAGCGUUUGCGCGCAACGAGGAGCUGACGCGUCACCGACGCAUCCACAGCGGCGACAAGCCGCACACGUGCGAUUUGUGCGCCAAGCGGUUUGCCCGCAAGGACCACCUCAGCAAGCAUCGGAAGACGCACCUGGACGAGACACACAAGCGCGUGCACGUGUGCAGUCAGCCCGGAUGCGGCCAUCGCUACACGCGCACCGACGCACUCACCCGCCAUCAGUGGACGGCGCACGCCAUUCGCCGCUGCAACCGCUGGCAACCACCCGAAAACCCCUGAUCUGAAUGCACUCUCUGUGACCUUUGGUGCGCAGACCGAAAUGCGAGGGGAUGCUCAACCUUUCCGUCAUCCUCCGAUGUGAUAUGUCAUUAACGUCUCUCUGU
Molecule: messenger RNA, 787 nt
Organism: Rhipicephalus sanguineus (brown dog tick)
Lineage: Eukaryota; Metazoa; Arthropoda; Arachnida; Ixodida; Ixodidae
Product: zinc finger protein 771
Exons: 2
Coding region: 45-683 (212 amino acids)
Biological process (GO): regulation of transcription by RNA polymerase II
Molecular function (GO): DNA-binding transcription factor activity, RNA polymerase II-specific; RNA polymerase II cis-regulatory region sequence-specific DNA binding
Source: RefSeq, a predicted model, not a curated record